Molecule: messenger RNA, 2586 nt
Organism: Macrobrachium nipponense
Lineage: Eukaryota; Metazoa; Arthropoda; Malacostraca; Decapoda; Palaemonidae
Product: UDP-glucose 4-epimerase-like
Exons: 8
Coding region: 163-1317 (384 amino acids)
Biological process (GO): beta-D-galactose catabolic process via UDP-galactose, Leloir pathway
Cellular component (GO): cytosol
Molecular function (GO): UDP-glucose 4-epimerase activity
Source: RefSeq, a predicted model, not a curated record
UUUUACGACAAUAAAUUUGCAGAAUAUUGCCGAACUGGUAGCUAUAAGUGGGCGGAGCCUGGUCGGGUAUUAUCUUAGAGCUCAGUCGGGUUUGUACACUCAGUUCCAGUGGUUUCCUUGCUGCAGUUCCAAACUAAAGUCAGACGUCGGAACAAAGAUAACAUGUCAAGGCAACAAAAAACUGUGUUUGUCACUGGAGGGACUGGAUACAUCGGAUCCCACUGCAUUCUGGAGCUUCUGAAUGAAGGCUACGAAGUUGUCACUAUAGAUAACCUGACUAACAGUCGUGCUGGAGCCCUCAGAAGAGUGCAAGAAAUCACUGGCAAAUCAGUCAUAUUUUAUCAGUGUGAUUUGCUUGAUGGAGAGGCUGUCAACAAAAUAUUUUCAAAGCACAAGAUAGACUAUGUAAUCCAUUUUGCUGCGAUGAAGGCUGUUGGGGAAUCAAUGCAGUUUCCUUUAAUUUAUUACAAAAACAAUGUUAUUGGAACUAUUAAUCUUAUGGAGGCAAUGAAAGCCCACAAUGUAUACCAGAUGGUGUUCUCAUCCUCUUGCACAGUGUAUGGUGACCCCGAACACCUUCCCAUCAAAGAAGAUCAUCCUACUGGAAAUGUUACCAAUGUAUAUGGUCGCACUAAGUAUCUCAUAGAAGAAAUGUUAAAGGAUCUCUCUAAAGCAGAGGAGAAAUGGAAUAUAAUUUCCCUCAGAUACUUCAACCCAGUAGGUGCCCAUCCAUCAGGACGAUUAGGUGAAGAUCCAACUAAGAAUUUCACAAAUCUGAUGCCCUAUAUUGGCCAAGUAGCAAUUGGAAAGAAAGACUCUCUUACUAUUUUUGGAAAUGAUUACAAUACUGUUGACGGAACAGGGGUGAGAGAUUAUAUUCACGUGAUGGAUUUAGCAUCUGGACAUGUUGCAGCUCUAUCUAAACUGGAGAAAGAGCACUUGAGGUACAAGCCUCUGAACCUUGGCCUGGGUCAUGGGUUGUCUGUGCUGCAGUUUAUAAAGGAAUUUGAGCGUAUCACCAAGACAACUAUUCCUUACCACUUCGUUGAAAGGAGGGUUGGCGAUGUUGCAACUUUGUUCUGUGAUGGGAGCCGAAGCAUGGAAGAGCUUAAUUGGAAACCAAUCAGAGAUUUCCAGGUUAUGUGUGAAGACUUUUGGAGGUGGCAAACUAUGAAUCCUGAUGGUUAUGCCAAGGAUGAACCAUUUCCUCCAUCCAGACUUGAGGACUCAAUCCCGGGGAAAGUUCAUAGCUCCAACCAGCUUGCUGGAGAAUCCUCCUCCAUAACUAAUGGCAUGAAUGGUGUUACAGCACACUAAGAUUUUUUAAUGCAAAGUAUACCGUGUAUGAUUAUGUGGGCAUUUGGUAUACGUAUUACUUAAAUCGAGCGCUGUAGACGUUCCCUUGAAAAGAAUACAUGAAAAACUUUGGUUAGAAUAACAAUCUUUUCAAUUUCCUUGCUAUAUUUUUAAAGCAAUUCCAAAGUACACAAAUACAUACUGGUGCUUCUUUCCAGUUUCAUUGUAGAUUUUAAAAGAUAAUUCUUAAUCAAACAUAUUUGAUUGUUGCAGGCAUUCAUUUGUGUUUAAGAAAUACAAACUGCCACCAUUAUGUAAUAGGAUUUCUUCAAUGCAAAGUACUCAUAUACAAAAAGCUCUUGUUUGCAUAUUUAUGAAAAAUACAAACUGCAUUAAAAUGUUGUAUUUCAUUCAUUUUGUAAGUAAUCAUUAGUGGCAGUACUUAUUUGCUGGCUAAAAUAUUCUGGAGAUCUAUGUUAAGUUUCCUGUAGGAGCCAUAAAAUUUUUUGGACAUUGGUUUUUUUAUAUUGUUGUACAUUAUUAGAAAAUUUUUCAUUUUUAACAUGAUUUUCUCAGAAAUUAAUAUUGUUGUCUAAAUAAAAAAAAUGUAGUAGUUUUCAAGAGUUAACUUCAAUUGUAUGUACCAAAGCUGAAGAUGAAGAGCUUAAAAACUAAUCAUACUGAAGUAUGUUCAUCAGCUUUGUACUGUAACAUAUAUGUUGCAUAAUCUACUUUAAUGUAAGUUGUCACUUAGUUACUUUUAUUAUGCUUGGAAAAUUUUCUAAUGUUUGAAACCUCCAGUGAUGCUUGUAAGGUUACUUUAUUAUUUAUAAUUUAAAAAUGGUAAAUAUUAUUAUUUAAUAUUUUAAUUCUACUCUACAUUUUUUAUGCUUUAUGAUGUAAAUUAUCAAUGUUAUCAGAAUUGCAUUCAUUGUUCAAUAAAUGCAUUUAUUAGCUUCACAAAUCAAAAUUUUUUAAUCCAUCGUUAUCACUAAAAUAGAGUACUGUACUUGUAUGAAUACUUAUGUGAACGGCUGCUGCUAAAAUCCAUAAUUCCAUAACAUUUUGUAAAUAAAGGUGCCAUACUACCAGCUUGGAUGAAGUGUUUAUGCAUUAUACAGUGUUUAAUGGUACAAAUGAAUGAAGAAAACCUUCACUGUACUUUAUUUCGGCAUAUGGACACAAUGUGUUCUUGUAGUGAAGCAAUUGAAAUUACAUUGAGUUUGUCAUUUAACACAUAAAAGUAUUAUUAUUUAUAACUUGGAACAAAAUAAAGUGGGAAAUAUUUAA